AUGUCUUUUUCAUCAAUCCUUUUUCUUUCUUUCUUUCUUUCUUUCUUCCUUUCUUUCUUUCUUUUUUUUCCUUUCUUUCCUCUUUUCUUUUCCUGUUUCUUUUUAUCAAUCCUUUCUUUCUUUCUUUCUUUGUAUUUUCGUCAAUUCUUUCUUUCUUUCUUUCUUUCUUUCUUUCUUUCUUUCUUUCUUUCUUUCCAUGUUCAAUCUAGUUCUUCCUUUGUUUCCUCUUCUUUUCCUGCUUCUUUUUAUCAAUCCUUUCUUUCUUUCUUUCCUUGUUUUUACUUCAUCAACCUUUUUCCUUCCUUCCUUCCUUCAUUCCUUCAAUCCAUUUCUUUCUUUCUUUUCUUUCUGUCAUUCCUUGAUUUUCCAUCAAUCCUUUUCUUUCUUUCUUUCUUUCUUUCUUUCUUUCUUUCUUUCUUUCUUUCUUUCUUUAUCAAUUCUUUUCUUUCUCAUUCAAUCCUUUUUUCAUCAAUCCUUUUCUUACUUUCUCUGUUUUUUUCAUCAAUCCUUUUCUUUCUUUGUCAGUUUUUUUUCAUCAAUCCUUUUCUUUCUUUCUUUCUUUCUUUCUUUCUUUCUUCUUUCUUUCUAUUUCCCUGUUUUUCUUCAUCAAUCCUUUUCUUUCUUUCUUUCUUUUUCCUUGUCUUUUCUUCAUUAAUCCUUUUCUUUUUUCUUUCUUUCUUUUUUCUUUCAUCAAUCUUUUUCUUUCUUUCCCUGUUUUUUUCAUCAAUCCUUUUCUUUCUUUCACCUUCCCACUCGUAUAUACCCUAA
Molecule: messenger RNA, 768 nt
Organism: Acanthosepion pharaonis
Lineage: Eukaryota; Metazoa; Mollusca; Cephalopoda; Sepiida; Sepiidae
Source: the annotation of a GenBank genome assembly